ACAUAAGAUUAAUAUAUUCUAAUAAUGUGUGACUUUGUGGAUGCAAUAAAAAGACCACUUUCUAUACCUCCACGUUUUAUAGCUUAUUUAGAAAAGCAUAAAAUAUAUGAAUUAUUUCAGGAACUUGCUAAGCAAUUAAUAAUUGAUCAACCAGAGGACCAUAUUCUUUAUAUGAAACAAUGUUUAGAACAUGCAGUAAGAAAACGAGAUAUUCCAAGAAUUAUUCUUCUAGCACCACCAAUCUUUGAUAAAAUGGCUUUGGCAGAAAUUUUUCGAAAAGAAUUAGGACUUCAACCGAUCACUGUGGAAGAUCUUCGUGAAAAAAUUAUUAAUAAGAACUACGUAAAAAAGCCUGAAUGUUUACGCAAAGGAUGGGUUUUAACGAAUUACCCAGUUACUGUAGAAGAUUUUAAACUCUUGGAUAUGAUUGAUACACCCCCAAAUAAAGUAAUCUUUGUCCAAGUAAGUGAAGAAAUACGUAAAGAGAGACUUUUAAAUCGUCGAUACAACAUUAUCACCGGAAGCAAGCAUAGUCUUAUUUCGUGCGAUGAUUAUAAAAAGAAAUUUGACUGUGAAUUAGGCGUACACCCUAAGGAUUAUGUUAAUGUCGUCAUAGAAGAAAUACGUGAAUACGACAAUAAUGUCGGAGAAAUGUUGGAAUAUGCCGGAGAAUCAGCUUUCGUAAUCGAUGGAAAUACUGACGAACAAUCAGUCAGAGAAAGUGUGGAGGGUUGUUUGAUGCAAUCAAAGAUGUACAGUAAACCUAGAGAACCACAACCAACAUCAAAAAUUGAUCUACGUGAUGUAGAAUUUGAUCCAGAUGAUGAACCUGAUAUAAGUAUUUUUGAUACAAUAAUGCCACCUGAAUUUAAAUAUUCUUUUAUAUAAAUUAUAUUUUUUUUUCUAUCAACUAUAAUAGUAAAAAAGAA
Messenger RNA from Polistes canadensis, 929 nucleotides. RefSeq names its product adenylate kinase 8-like. Lineage: Eukaryota; Metazoa; Arthropoda; Insecta; Hymenoptera; Vespidae. The record is from RefSeq and is a predicted model, not a curated record. Bases 25 to 888 code for a protein of 287 amino acids. The transcript is spliced from 6 exons.